Megalopta genalis is the source of this 805-nucleotide messenger RNA. RefSeq names its product LSMD1 domain-containing protein Sbat (gene Sbat). Gene Ontology annotation, cellular component: NatC complex. The record is from RefSeq and is a predicted model, not a curated record. Gene Ontology annotation, molecular function: RNA binding. Lineage: Eukaryota; Metazoa; Arthropoda; Insecta; Hymenoptera; Halictidae.
AACAUACCUUCAGACUGUAAAACUAGAAACUGUAAACAAAGUUAUAACAGAAAAAAGGCCUUUGAUGGCUCGCUUGUAUGAUCGUUUGAAAUCAUUGUUCGUCGGAAAAUAAUUGUUGUUUGACGCUGCUACGAAUAAUUGUUUGGCACCGAGAGUAGGCUGCCUUCGGAAAAACUUCAAUUCAGCGACAUCGGUGACAACAAAAUAAAAAUUAUUUCUAUUCAGUACUUAAAUCUUCGAUAACACAAUCAUGAAAGAAGGACAAGGAAAGUGGGACAAUAUUUCUCACAUUGUAACUAAUGAAGAUUGCGUUCAUGAAAAUGGAGAGGCCAUUAGUACAGAGGAUUCUCCUGCAAGGCAGAAACUACACGGAUGGCUGAAUAAGAACUUACGGAUAAAAAUGACGGAUGGUCGGAUCUUAGUAGGGGUGUUCUUGUGUACCGAUCGUGAUGCCAAUGUGAUAUUAGGAUCUUGUUCUGAAUUUCUGUCCGAGGAUCACACAGAAGCCAGAACCCUUGGUCUAGCAAUGAUUCCUGGUAGACAUAUUAUUUCGAUACAUAUCGACGCUUGAGCACUUGGACUCUGUUACACGAUCUGUACAUAAUUCAAUAAUGAUCCUCUCAUUUCUGAUAUUUUUUGUUGUAAGUAAUUUUAUUAAAUUAGAUUAAUAACGUGUAAAUUAUAAGUUCUAAAUGUUGAGCAAAUGGAAAGAUUGUUUGGUUAUGGUAAUUGGCGAGACUCGUUAUUGUCCUCUUUACUUUCUGAAAAAAUAAACGUGAUAUAUUAAUAACUGUGUAUAGAACGA